Molecule: messenger RNA, 3163 nt
Organism: Melozone crissalis (California towhee)
Lineage: Eukaryota; Metazoa; Chordata; Aves; Passeriformes; Passerellidae
Product: acrosin-like
Exons: 5
Coding region: 1957-2982 (341 amino acids)
Biological process (GO): acrosome reaction; proteolysis
Molecular function (GO): serine-type endopeptidase activity
Source: RefSeq, a predicted model, not a curated record
UUCUCAGAAGGCUAGCUAAGCUAAGAAUAAGAAUGAUAACAAAGGAGCUCUCUCAUACUCUGUCCGAGAUAGCUCAGUUUUUGAUUGGCCAUUAAUUGUAAACAUCUAAGAUGGGCCAAUCACAGGUGGACUUGUUGCAUUCCACAGCAGCAGAUAACAAUUGUUUACAUUUGUUGCUGAAACUUCUCAGCUCUAACAGGAAAAAUCCUAAGACACAAUUUUAAUGAAAAGAUGUCUGCGACAGCUGCCCACUGCUCAUUGUCCUGACGAGAGAAGUACCAGGGUAACAGAAAAGGACUUUGGUGCACUGGGUUGCCUGGUUGAAGGGACAGGAGCACAAGGUACAAGAGAUGGUGGUCUUGAUUCCUUUGGUAGUCAGGAUGAAUGCCAAAAUGAACAAGAAAGCCAAUGGGAGCAAAAAGUAGCUUAAAGACUGGUGCCAUUGGUGGAAUUUUGGGUUUUUCAAACAUGAGGUAGUUUGUAUAGCACCAGGCUGGAGAUAGAUGGAUUCACCUCUAGAAGAGAAGAGGCAAAAGGGUUCCAACCUGUGGAUUGGCAGGCUGAUUGAGAGGGCUUUAAACUAGAUCUGAGGGGAGAGGGGCAUGAGAGCACAGUCACUAGAAAUGAAGCUGGGGGCAGCAGGCCAGUGCGGGGCAGAAAUUGAUAGCACAGCUAAAGUGCAUCUACACCAAUGCAGCAGUGUGGGCACCACAGGAGGAGCUGGAGGCUGUGGUGCAGCAGCAAAGCUCUGAUCUAGUUGCUGUCAUGGAACUGUGAUGACUCCAUGACUGGAAUGCUGCAAUGGAUGGCUCCAAGCUCAUUAGAAGGGACAGGUGAGGGAGAGAGGUGGUGUUAUGACUCUGUACCUUAGGGAGGGUUUUGGCUGUCUGGAGCUUGGUAAUGAAAAGGAUGAAUGGUCGUGGUGAAAAUCAAGGGGAAGACUGGCAAGGCAGAUAUCCUGGUGGGGGUCUGUUCUAGACCUCCCAACCAGGAUGAAGAGGCAGAUGAAUUAUUCUAUAGAGUGCUGGCUGAUGUUUCGUGGUUGCCAGUCCUUGUUUUUGUGGAGGUCUUUAACCUGCUGGAUGUCUGCUGGAAGCAACCCAGUGGAGAGAAGACAGUCUGAGAGGCUCCUGGAAUGUGUGGAAGAGAACUUCUGGCUCAGUAGCUGAGCAGCCCACCUAGGGUGGGGCCCUGCUGGACCUGCUGUUUGCAGACUGAGAGGGGCUGCUGGAAGACAUGGUGGUUGGAGCCAUCUUGGGCACAGUGACCCUGAAAUGAAGGAGUUUCAGUCCUUGGCGAAGUAACAAGGUGCCUCAACAAAACCUCUACACUGUCAGAGGGUGAAUGUCAGCCACUUUGGGACACUGAUUUGGACAGUCCCUUGGGAAGCAGCCCUUAAAAACAAAGGGUCCCAGGAAGGCUGGGCAUACAUCGAGAAGGAAAGCUUUAAGGUGCAGGAGCAGCCUGUCCCUAUGUACCUAAAAAUGAGCUGGUGGGGAAGAAGGGAUUGUCCCCCUGACCUUGGCAUUGGUGAGGCCACACCUCAAGUCCUGUGUCCAGUUCUCAGCCCCUCAGGUCAAGAAGGACAUUGAGGGGCUGGAGUGUGUCCAGAGAAGGCAACGUAAUCGGGAGGGCCUAGAGGGUGAAUCCUCUGAGGAGCAGCUGAAGGAGCUGGAGAGGCUCAGCCUGGAGAAAAGGAGGCUCAGGGGAAACCUUCUCACUUUCCAGAACUCCCUGACAGGAGAUCAGAGCCAGGGGAGGCUCAGCCCUGGAGCGGCCUCAGGUUAUGCCAGAAGAGGUUCAGGGUGGACAUCAAGAAAAAUUUCUUCAUGGAAAGGUGGUCAGGCAUUGGAAGGAGCUGCCCCGCGGAGUCCGAGUCCCUGGAGGUGUCCAAGAAAUUAUGGAGGAAAAAAUGUAAACCUUCAUUUCUCAAGAGGGACCUGUGGGCUCCGGCCCAUGGCCUCUGACCACAGCUCUGCUGCUCUCGACUACAACUCCGUGGUUUCUGCUGCUGGCACGUCCCGUGAGGGUGGCACCAGUGUCCAGCCUGGGGCCUGGCCCGGCAUCGUCAGCAUCCAGGCCACCUGGGAGAACGGCACGUGGCACAUGUGCACGGGUGUCCUCCUCAGCUCCCAGUGGGUGCUCACGGUGGCACACUGCUUCGCCAGGGCCGGGGGCAUCUCCACGUGGGACGUGGUGAUCGGGGCCACAGAUCUGACUCAGAUGGGCCCUGAGGCUCUGGUGAGACGCAUCCAGAGGCUCCUGGUGCACCAGCACUACGUGGCUGCCACGGCCAGGAAUGACAUUGCCCUGGUGGAGCUGGACCAGCCCGUGGAGUGCAGCGACUACAUCCAGCUGGGCUGCGUGCCCGACCCCUCACUCAGGGUCUCAGAGCUGAAAUCCUGCUACAUCGCCGGCUGGAACUUUGCCAGAGCUCAGGGAGCAGCCAUGGUGCUGCAGGAGUCCAAGGUUCACCUCAUGGACACCGAGCUCUGCAACAGCAGCCCAUGGUAUGCAGGGGCUGUUCAUGCUGACAACCUCUGUGCUGGGUACCCACAGGGUGGCAUCGACACCUGCCAGGGGGACAGCGGGGGUCCCCUCGUCUGCAAGGACAAUGCAGCUGACUACUACUGGCUGGUGGGAUUGAACAGCUGGGGAAGAGGCUGUGACAGAGCCAGGCACCCCGGGAUCUACACCUCCACUCAGCACUUCUACAACUGGAUCCUGCUCCAGACGGGCCUGAGCCCAGCAGAAAGAGCUGGUCCAGCACCGGAGCCACCUGUCACCUCGGCCCCCGAGGAGGAGGCUGAGGAACCAGAGCCACCAGAGGAACCAGAGGAACCAGAGGAAGAGAUCAACUUGACCCCUGAGUACAACGAGAAACCAGCAGUGACAUCCUCGGGCACGUCACUGCCCAUGGCAUUCCCACACCAGAUCCUGGUGCAAUUCUGGAAUCUGGUGCAGGAGUUCCUGCAGUUUUAGAAGGACAAAAAAGCCUGAGCAGCAGCAGGAUGAGCAGGAUCCAGGGCUACAGUGGAUCACGGCAGCUCCAAGGCAGCCUUGGGGCCAGAGGCUUCUCUGUCCUGCCCCCGCUGCUGCGCUGCAGCCACAGCGAUGCUGACGUGACUGAGGUGUUGAAGUAAAGUUUCUGUGUUCACCAUUA